UUUCACCAGUACUUAGAUGAACAGGUCCACUUCCCUCUCAAGUAGUAGCAACUGCUUAUCUGCCCAAGUCAUAAGUAACAGUGAGGAUGAAAUGGUUGCAGAGCAGGUACUGCUCUGGCUGUUGACCCCGUGAGCGCCUUCUCGUUUUCUCUCCCAGCAUCAAUCUGGCCAACCCACAAUAAACUCCUCACCCUGUGUAGUGUUAACAUCCAGCAUGACCAUUCACUGUCUUCUCUACCUAUCAAGCAGGCACGGGUAUACUCUUGCGAAUGAUUGAAAGUUACCAUUAACCUUCUCAUCUCGUCUCUCAUCGGCGGUCUUACCACUCAUACGGAGCUUGAUACCCGCCGUACUGUGACAUUCAUGGGAUCAUCUUGCAAAGCGAGCAAAAUGGUACCGAGUCACAGAUCCGCUUCCCAGCUAUGGGCUAUUGCUCGGCGGAAGCUCUUCACUCGGCGAGAACCCAGGAGCAGCGAGCAUGAUUCCCCACAACACCGUUUCUUCAAUUCUGUUUCCUCUUCUUCCUUCAGCGAGCACACUGACGGCUUCUACAAGUACUCGUUGGAAGUUCUACAACAGAGUGACGAAGAAUACAGAGAUACGGUGGAGAGCAUGGGACUGCGGUCUUCGGACAGCACAGGGAUGUCGUACACGUCAGCUCGAACGGCCCCUGCCGAAUUUCCUUUCUCGCCUUACGCUGUCGGUGCUGUCGAAUGGAAUACUGUCACGGGGUAUCUCAAGAAUCUGGAUGAUGCGCAGGGCUAUGAUGUUUCGUCCUGGAGAAACAGUGUGCUGGCUGUAUACGUGAAGGUGUACACCGUCGCUAAAGUGGUCUUCAUGUGCUUCAUCCACUAUUGCGUUGAACUGGAUGGAUUUCAGGGCGGCCUAAUGGUUUGCAUCAGGGACGCAGAAGAUGCCAUCGCGUCCAAAAAGAUCGCUCCCUUGGUUGAAUGCGUUGAGAAGUUGUACCACGCCCUUUACGCGAGGCUUAUGAUGGAGCUUGUCAUGGUCGACCUAUGCUCUUGCUUCAGUAUCGAGGUAACACGCGUUUCUUCGCAUAACAACUUCAUGCUCCCUGAGCCACGCCACUUGUACAACAUAUUCUUGACUUGCAAGCAGAUCCUCGACAGCCCGACUGUCUGCAAUAUCUUUAACAAAGAAUCUGUUCGGAACUAUCAGGCUACUUUAGUCCACCGCGCUGUGACAAAGGUCAACAGCAUGCCGUUCGCCUUGGACGAUCUCAUCGGAUAUCGGAGAUUUACCCUUGGGAUUAUCGACAAUCCGGAUUCUUCAUUUCGCCAGAAGUGGGCUGGGAGUGCCCUGAUUUACCAUAUGCCACCGCCAAAGGUCCUUAUCAUUCAUUCUGAGAGAUACAUGUCCUUCACACCGAGAAACACUUAUCAGUUUAUGAUCCCCCAGCAGCCCCUCCCUUUCAUUCAGCGGCACAAUGUCGACCCAGCAUUCACGGAAAGCGCACGUACUUCGGAUCACCGGCAGGCCGCGCUAGCCAUGCUUGAAGGCAAGACUGUGGGUGUUCUCCGCAACCAGGGCACCAUGCAACAGCUGAUCGAAUACGCCAAACGGAGAAAGUGUGAUUGUACCCAGGAUCCGGACCGUCUCUGCCCCUGCGCGGAGUGGAAUAUGAUCCUGUUACUGACUCAGGUUAACGCAAACCGUGGGACUCUUGGAAUUCGCGACCGGUGCACGGUUCUUUCGAAGGCUGUGUUCCAAGAGCUUUCAUCCAUCCGGGAAGAUGUUGACGUCUUUUCAGGUGGGGCGCAGGUGACCGGGGAUGGGGCAAAGUUGGUCAGAAAAGUUGGCCGUGGUUCGCAAGUCGGCAAGAUUUUCAUUUUGGCUCUGGCCAAAAUCCAGCUUCCCGAGAAAAAAAAAGAGUCUGUCUGUAUCUGCGCUUGUCUGGGAUUCCCGCCCGGCACAGCAAUCUCUGGGAAACUUUUAGCGGGCAUGGUGCCCAAGACUCUUGUUGUUAGUUCGACAGGUUGUUUAUCAUUCUUCUCCUCAAUUACUCCUCCUCUCGCUUCGCCGGUAGUAAUUAGACGCAGCCCACUGUGGAGCGCUCAUUCCGGGGCCCCCAGCAGCAUCUGGGUGCGACGAUAUCGCGCCGUCUGGCCUUCCUACGGCAUCACCACCCCCAUCCCGGAUCCUAAUCCACAGUUCCCCAUCUCCCGCUCGCCUUUCUGCUUCCAGACAGGCUAUGCGCUCUGCGCCAAACGGCCCUCGCGUCCCUUCCCCCCACCGUUCCUGUCUCCGCCCUCUUCCUCCUUUUCCGACCCGCUGACCACCCACUACCUGAGCCAGGAUAAGAGAUUAUCCGUCCGGGGGGAUCUGGUCCGCGGCCUGAACAACGGCGACGAUGCUGUUUUAGUGGCGGAGAAUUACCUCGCCGUGAACGAUGGGGUCGGGGCGUGGGCAACCAAGCCGAGAGGUCAUGCUGCGCUUUGGUCUAGACUGCUCCUCCAUUACUGGGCCCUGGAACUUGAACGAGAACCCAAUGGUCAGUCCGAGUUAGAUCCUAUCGGCUAUCUCCAACGCGCAUACGAGGAAACCAUUCGAGCAACGACUUCCCCAGGUGAAUGGCUGGGAACUACCACAUCGGUCACAGCAAUACUGCAUUGGAAGCGCGAUGCUGCUACGGGAAGCAUACGGCCCUUGCUCUACGUGACUAAUAUAGGGGACUGCAAGAUCUUUGUCAUCCGGCCUAGCGAGAAGAGAAUCCUCUUUCGGACCAAGGAACAAUGGCAUUGGUUCGACUGUCCUAUGCAGCUGGGCACCAACAGCGUCGAUACUCCCCAGAAGGAUGCAGUCCUUUCCUUGAUUGAUGUGCAGGAGGAUGACCUCGUGGUGGCCGUGUCAGAUGGUAUCGUGGACAAUCUGUGGGAGCAUGAGAUCCUGACGAUCGUCCUGGAUAGUCUGGAGAAGUGGCAGCAAGGACGUCAUGAAGACAAGGACUCGGAGUGGGCACCUCCGGCUGUGAUGGCGGACGAGCAGAUGGUGUUUAUAGCGAGGGAGCUGCUCAAAUCUGCUCUGGAAAUUGCUCAGGAUCCCUUUGCGGAGAGUCCGUACAUGGAGAAGGCGGUGGAUGAAGGACUGGCCGUGCAGGGUGACGACCAGACAGUCAAGAUGAGGGCCAAGCGAUCCAAGAAGUACCGCAAGCUCAUGCACCAGUAUGAGCUUACGUUCGGGUUCCGUGAGCCGUAUCAGGUUCUGGUUGACUCCAAUUUCCUCCGCGCCGUUCACUCUUUCAAAAUGGACUUGAUCCCCGCUCUGGAGCGCACUCUUCAAGGCAAACCCAAGCCUCUCCUCACAAAAUGCUCCCUCGCCGCAAUAAUGGCCUCCCAACCCAUCAACCCCAAAACCAACAACCCCUACCGCCCCGAGCACCUCCCCCCACCCACCACUCUCCCUCUCCGCCACUGCUCCCACAACGCCGACUCGACCCCCAUCGACGAAGUCGAGUGCCUGCUCUCCCUCCUUUCCCCCUCCGCCGAGAGCAAAAAGAACAAGGAACAUUACAUCCUCGCGACGGCGGACCCGCACAACGCCAAGGACAAGUCCGCGACGGACAACUCGGCCGCGGGACGGAAACGCAAGCGCGACGCAGAGGAUAAGGCCGAGGCGGCGCUUCGGAAGUCGAGGUUGCUGCGGCGUCAGGCUCGGUCGAUUCCGGGUGUGCCGAUUGUGUAUGUGAAGCGGUCGGUGAUGGUGUUGGAGCCGAUGAGUGAUCCGUCGGAUGCGAUUAGGGAAGGUGUGGAGAAGGGGAAGUUUAGGGUUGGGUUGAAUGAUGAGGCGAAGAAGAAGACGACGACGGCUGGGGAUGAGGAGAAGACGAAGAAGAAGAGGGAUUUGAAGAAGCCCAAGGGCCCGAAUCCGUUGAGUGUGAAGAAACCGAAGAAGAGGGCGCCCGAGGGUACCACUGCCGGGAAGACGGAGAAGCCGAAGAGAGAGGCGGAGGAGAGACCUGCUGCGGAGGACAGAGAGGGCGAGGAAGGUGAUGCUGCGCCGAAGGCGAAGCGCAGACGUCGUCAUCAUAAGGGCGGUGCUGGAAAGAUAGAGGGUGAUGGUGAGGGUGGUGCGGAAGCUGUUGCUGCUGCUGGUGCGCCGGCUGAUGCCAUGGAUGAUUGAUUGCUUUGCUAAGGUGCUACUUUUCUUUUUGAUCUGAACUCAUGGUACGGCGUUUCGGCGGACGAGAUCAAAAAAGUGUCCAUAUGAAUUGUGUAUAGGUAGUUAUCAUCGAUAUUGAUAGACGAUUCCAACAUCCAACAUACCCAUCCCAGCACAACAUGAACAUACCCCCACCCCCAAAGAAGCAGCAUAAGAAGAG
This is a messenger RNA of Aspergillus piperis CBS 112811, 4339 nucleotides long. RefSeq lists its product as uncharacterized. Gene Ontology annotation, cellular component: nucleolus; small-subunit processome. Bases 364 to 4140 code for a protein of 1258 amino acids. Gene Ontology annotation, molecular function: small ribosomal subunit rRNA binding. NCBI's taxonomy places the organism in Eukaryota, Fungi, Ascomycota, Eurotiomycetes, Eurotiales, Aspergillaceae. The transcript is spliced from 9 exons. The record is from RefSeq and is a predicted model, not a curated record.